Entrophospora sp. SA101 is the source of this 222-nucleotide messenger RNA. The record is from the annotation of a GenBank genome assembly. NCBI's taxonomy places the organism in Eukaryota, Fungi, Glomeromycota, Glomeromycetes, Entrophosporales, Entrophosporaceae.
AUGCAAAAAACUUUUAAAGAUGGUAAUAUCGUCGCGCCUCACACCAAAUUGCCUCAUCCUUCCCAAGAAGAAGUUGAAAAACGCGAAGCAGAACGAUUGAAAAAUGUUGAUGAAAAAACUGGAAAACCAAAAGAAGGUGGAUCUGCCGCCAGAGCUCAAACAGGCGCUACAACUACGUUGGAUGAAGUCAGACCCACUUCGAAACGAGUCUAUCAAAAAUAA